AUGUCUGCUUUGGAACCGCACGUCAAACGGCCAAUGAACGCGUUCAUGAUUUGGUCAAGCCGUAAGAGACGGGAAUUGGCACGUCAACAUCCCAAACUACAUAAUUCCCAAAUAAGCAAGAUUCUCGGUUCAGAAUGGCGUAAACUCACAGAGGAAGAGAAGCAGAGGUUUUUUGCGCAAGCGAAGCUCUUGAGCGAGUUGCACUUGAUCGAGCAUCCAGAUUACAAAUAUCGACCGAAACGCCGCGUUAAGAAAAAGCAUCUAAAGAUUCAGCCAGAAAAUGCAAGUGAUGGCUGCAACGAGGUCAGACCCAGCUUCUGUGGUGAACGCUGUUCAUGUUCGCCACAAAUAACUGAUCCACCCAUCCUCCAAGAAGACGAUCAUUGCGCUCAAAUGCCAACCGAAAAUGAAACUACCAAAGAGGACAAUGAUUUUAUCAAGAGGGAGCAACCCGACAAUUUUCUUGCAACGGAAGGCAAUUUUACAAAGACCCAUACGGCACUUUCAGAAUUCGGACGGUAUAGCAAUUCUUUGCAACAAAAACCCGUAAACAGGUCCUCCUCACGAAAACCUGGAUGCAGAGCCUUCGGUACACUCAUGUCCCAAGGCGACACAUUUAAGGACAGCCUACAUUUCCGUGAAGAUAGCUUGUCAAGGUUACCAUCAAUUCCGCUUUACUAUCCAUCAACCCUCCUCGCAGGGAAUUAUAAUCAAUCCCAGUGCCAUGUCUUGCGAAAUUAUUUCCCAAGUGAAAGAGAUGUACCUAGCCCAUUUUUACCGCAUUAUUCCGCUGCAGGGUGCAUUUGCUGUCAGCCAGAAAGCAUGACGAGCCAUAGGGACUUCUUAGGUCAUGAGACAUGGCAAUACCCGUCAUCAAAUCUACGUACAGGUCAGUACUACUACGGAUGCAAAUGGUGA
Molecule: messenger RNA, 918 nt
Organism: Porites evermanni
Lineage: Eukaryota; Metazoa; Cnidaria; Anthozoa; Scleractinia; Poritidae
Source: the annotation of a GenBank genome assembly